Molecule: messenger RNA, 813 nt
Organism: Peromyscus californicus insignis
Lineage: Eukaryota; Metazoa; Chordata; Mammalia; Rodentia; Cricetidae
Product: basic proline-rich protein-like
Exons: 2
Coding region: 1-813 (270 amino acids)
Source: RefSeq, a predicted model, not a curated record
AUGGGGAAAAGGGGUUCCCUCUAUCGAGAUGAGCCAGCAGUGGGGUGGACCUAUCCAAGCCAGGAGCUAAACCAGCCCGCCGCCCUCUCUCAGCCAGGCCCUUUGGCUGAAACCCUGAGAAAGCAGAACGGGGAACACGAUGUGAAGACAGCUGCCACCAACCCUGGCACCGAGCACGUGUUCUCAGGCCCUUCCCCAAGGCCGCCUCCUCUGGCCCCGCCCUUUUCCCCACCCUCAGCCGUGACCUCGCCCCCUCUCCGCCACGCCACGCCCCCACCCAGCUCCAACAGCUCUUCCGUCUCCUGGACCCGCCCACCCCCCCGUGCCACACCUCCUCUGGCCUGCCCCGCCCCUUCCGUCUCCAGGAUCUGCCCACCUCCUCCGACCUGCCCCACCCCCUGGCCGGCGCUGCCCUCUCCCCGGUGCCCAGCGUGCGCUUCCGGGCCCUCCCGGCGCUCCCCGACGCCCGGACCCUCCCGCCGAUCCCGCCAGCCUCCGGCCUCUCCUCCGCAGCCCCACCACGCCCUCGACCUCUCUCACCCGCCACCUCCCUGGGGGACCGGGGCUCGGCGCCUCUCCUGCCGGCUGUCUGGGCAGGAGAGGCCAGCGCUGCCCCGGAGCACGGGACCUGCGUUGACCCGGGAGAACCGAGGACGCGGGCCCCGGAUCUGUCCAGCCCCGGACAGGCUCCGGCCCGCAGACCGCCAGCCAGGCUGCUGCUAUCAUUGGGUGACCCCCCACCCCCCCAAGACCCAGACGCCGCCGCCUGGCAGCGCCUCUCUACUUUGGGCACAGAGGCGAAGAGCGUUGUGA